AAAUCACGUGAACACCUCCGUUCGAGAGGUAAAAUGGAGAUUGUCGAGAAUCCUGUCGUUCCCGUUAUCAAUGGUGACAUACCCUGUAUGCCUCCUGGUCAGCAAAACGAAGACGACAUCGACAUAGGAAAAAUCCAAGAUGAGUUGAAAAAUAUUAGAAAAGUCAUUCAGUUAACAAAAGAUUCCUUAGAUGAAUUAAACAAAACAUUUGGAAAUGACCAACAACCUAAUCCUAUGUACUUGGAGGAAUAUGAAACUCUCACCAACAAAAUCCAUGACUUACAAGUCAAAGAGGAGGACCUACUGGCGAAGAUGCCAAAUGAGGAGUUGGAGAAUACCCCUCCCCCUGCCCCCUCCACACUUCCCUCGUCAGGGGGCGUGGCACAACCUAAUGUACCAAAUCCACUACCAAGUCCUAAGCCUGUCCACGGGAUUAUAAAGGCCUACUUACCAAAUGAGCAGUUUUCACUGGUAAAAAUUGAGCCAGGAAAGAUCCUAAAAGAAGGUUUAAAGAAAACAAUGUCUCGCAGAGAUCUGUUACCGGAAAAUUGUAACGUCUUUGACUCCACAACAAAGAUGCCGAUCUCCUGGGACAUUGACAUGGCCAACUUAGCCGGGAAACACAUCAAUGUGUGUGAGAAACCCAAGCGAAAGCUGGAGGGACAGUUAGCGAUCACCACACAUAAUAUAGUUAGAAAAACAUUUUUACUUUUAACAUUCUGUGAUGGCUGUGGGAAGUCCUUGUUUCAAGGUUUUCGUUGUCAGACGUGUGGAAUUCGAUUCCAUCAGCGCUGCAGCGACAAAAUUCAGCCCUUCUGUUAUCCUGUUUCUGAUUCCUUACAUUACCCGGGGAUGUUCAAACCCAAGUUGGCGGAUCCGGGAUUUUCUCAGAACAAGGAGGAUAGGUUCAGCCGCAGUCGGUCCCAGUCUGCACCGAAUGUUAAUAUAAAUAUAACGGACACACAUCCUGACCAUUCAGAGGAGAAGUUUCCAUUUACAUCCCCAAAUAUUGAAGGAACACAAAGAAACAAUACCCUCCCCGUGUUAUCCAUUCCUUCCAAGCCCAUACCUCAGCCCCCUCCCACCCAGACAGGCCAGGAGGCCAAGCAUCGGACGGGAGAAAAUCAUCCUCGAGAAGACUGGGAAAUCAAUGGGGAUCAGAUACAAAUGCACAAGAGGAUAGGGUCAGGGUCAUUUGGGACUGUGUAUCGGGGGUAUUACCACGGUCACGUGGCAAUCAAACGCCUCAACGUCACCGCUCCUACUCCUCAACAGCUGAGGGCAUUCAAAAAUGAAGUAGCUGUAUUACGGAAAACUCGACACACAAACAUUCUUCUGUUCAUGGGCUGGACGUCGAAGCCUCAGUUAGCCAUUGUUACCCAGUGGUGUGAAGGUUCCAGUUUAUACAAACACAUUCACGAAGACGAUAUCAAAUUUGAAAUGUUGACGAUAAUGGAAAUCUCUCGACAGACGGCGCAGGGCAUGGAUUACCUUCAUGCCAAGUCUAUAAUUCACAGAGAUUUAAAGUCUAACAAUAUAUUUUUAACGGAAAAUUUAACGGUAAAAAUAGGUGAUUUUGGACUGGCCACCAUGAAAACGAGGUGGAGUGGGUCACAUCAAUUCCAACAACCCAGUGGCUCUAUAUUAUGGAUGGCCCCUGAAGUGAUACGAAUGAAAGAAGCUAAUCCAUACACAAACCAAUCAGAUGUCUACGCUUUUGGAAUUGUGUUAUAUGAGUUAAUGACACAGUCUCUUCCUUAUAGCAACAUAAGUAACAAAGACCAGAUCUUAUACAUGGUGGGUAAGGGAACACUGAGACCGGACCUCAGCAAGGCUCGGAAAGACACGCCCAAGAGGUUCAAGAUCCUCAUGCAGGACUGCUGUAAAUAUGAUAGAGAACAGAGGCCACUAUUUCCACAGAUUCUGUCAGUGUUAGAAAGCUUGGAACGAUCUCUACCGAAGGUUCACAGGAGUGCGUCAGAGCCAACGUUAAAUUUGGCCCAAUCGGAAGACUUUAUGUAUUUAUGUGCUUCACCUAAGACUCCUAUAAAUAGCGGCAUUCAUUUUCUCUUCACUUCAACAUCAGGAGGGGGACUAAACUAGAGGCAGGGGCUGGCAUCUGUGUUUUCUGUCCGAGAGAGAAGUGGUCUCUUAAACUCUACAAGUGUACACAGAUGAAGCUCCAAACAUGUGUGAUAGCUUGCUUUUUUUUUUUUUUAAUUCUUUCCUGAUCAGCAUUCGAAGCUGAGCUGAAUAGCUUAAAGCUUAAAAGCUCAAAACAGCAAGAUUUUGUGCCAGUUUUUCCAUUUCUGAUGUCAUUAUUUUGGCACAGGGCUGUGUGGUAAAAAUGGCCAUUUCCCAACAUGUAAAUAAGAUUCCAGUAAUUCUGCUUAUGAGAACUUCCCUUUCAGCUCUGCUCCACAUUUCAUAGUUUUGGUUUCAUUUUCAAAAUGGCAGUACACCUUGGGAUUUAUAUGGAUGUACACAUACCAUGUACAAAUUCAUGUAUAAAAAGUUGAUUGGACAUUAACAUUUGAAUCAUUUUUUUUUUUCACCAGAAAAAAAAGCAUAUUGCUUGUAAGUGAACUGAUUGUGAAUUUUAACUGUAUCCCAUUUUGAAUUCUUGAUAUGAAUUGAUUCUCAAAUCAUUACCUAACAGAAGAAAAAUGUUGAAUGAAUGCAGGCAUAAUUGAUUAAGUAUUUCUUGCAAUUUUUUUUUCACUCCCAAGGUGGUACACAUAUUGAUUUACUGCAUAUUUCCAUGAUUUUUUUUCUCAAAUGUCAGCAAUGUAGUUUGAUCUCUUUGCACCGAAGGCCAUAAAACUCUUCUGAGAGAAUGGUUCAAGGAAAGACGCAUUCAUUGACUCUUGGCGAGACAUUUCAUUUAUAUAGAUGAAAAAAGAGGGGGAAAAUAUGAUUCACCCAAUUUGUGAUACUUCAUAAGUGCACAUGACACUUUUUUUUUAUUGUAAGAGAUGUGAAUAUAAUUGUUGUGAAAUCCUGGAUGGUUUUCGCUAAAAUGUGUGUGAACUUUUUCAGAUUUUUGUUCCUUUACAUUUGCAGCACUUCAUUGUAUGAAAUAAAGGUUUAUUCCUUUAGUUUCAUGUGGCACUAUAUUAUGUGUAUUUUGGGGAAAUAAAUUCAAAACUGGACUGUUCUGCCAUAUGGAAAACCUGCAGUUCUAAGUGCCAGGCAAAAAUUAGGCUCUCUUGGUAAAUAUGGCACCCACUCUGCGAAGACUUUGUUUUUGUGAAAAUUUUAAUGGCCAAGUUGAAACUAACACUUUGAACACAGUGGUGAAGUCACUUGACAGUGUGAAUUUCUGUAAUAUUCCACAGUGAGGAGGAACGUUCCAAUAUUUAGCAUUUUUCUCCAUUGAGAGAGGGGUGCAGCUUUUUUGUGCAAUUGAACAUGUACAGACUCUCUUUUUGGUGUACGUCUGUGAUUUAUUUCUGUGUAAUGUGAGGCAAGGACAUUGUGCAAUGACAGUUUUAUUUGUUCUUUUUUUUUCUGGACCUGAAAUCACAUUUUGGAAUACAAAAUUUUAUUUUACAAAGCAGAAUUCUAUGAUAUUGCAUGAAGGCUGAUCAUUAUUUUAUGUAAAUUAAUCGGUCAAUUGUUAAAAGUCAAAAUGUUUUGACAAAGUGAAAGAACUGAGAUGGUCCAGUCUAAUAAAUCAAUUACAAAAAAAGAGAGAAAUAUUUCUUUAGGAUUACUUCAAUAUGUGUGCUACAUAUACAUGUAAAUGUUAUUGCACAAGUUCUUGUGUCCUGUCAAUCCCUGGUAGUUUAGAAUCGGAUAUCCAAGUGUUUGACUAUUCCAUGCUUGUGAAAAGGGGGUAACAGGAUUGACCACACAAAUAGUCUACAUGAGAUGCUAUUAUAUUUAUAAGAAAUGGUUUUUAACGAAUGACUGUUGUGAAAGCAUUUACUUAUUUAUAAAGGAGAGAAUGUGAGACGAUGACUGGAUGUGCAAUUUAUUGAUUUAAAAAAAAAGAUGAAGAAUUUGAUUUUUUCUUCAUUUUUUUGCUACUGUUUGUAAUUUAUUUGUUACAUAUGUGUGCAAUUGGUCGCAGAUAGGAGUAUUCCAAUACGGUCUUUAUCUUAUGUGAUCCCACAUUCAUACUGUACAUAUCAAGUUUUACCAAUAAUACUAUGUUGUUGUUGUUGUCAAUCUUAUCUAUGUCUGAAAAUGAUUUUUUUUUCUUGCUUUUUUGAUUUUUUUUGCUCUUACUUUUUACUCCACGGUCUCUCAGCUUUAUGUGAACCUUACUUUUCAAGGAGGGAUGAUAUGCAUUUAUUUUUUUCUCAAAAGCUUCUUAACAAAUUCAAUUGGUCCAUGCAGGACCUAUAACUAAGUAUAUAGGUCCCUGGUCCAUGAAAUUAAAAUAGGAAAUUAAGGAUACAACACAAACAAAAAUCUGAUGCAUGGAAUUAUGUAUUUUUUUGACUGAUUUCAAAUGGAAAUGACAUAUACAUGUAUUAUUGAUCUCUAGAUUUAUGUAAAGAAAUUUUUUCUUUGGUAAUAAGAAAUGUGACUUUGUAUUGAUUUCAUGUCAUUCUAAACAACGUUUUACACAUGAUCUUUGACAUAGUAACAAAAUCUUAUAUUAUUCUCCCAUUUUAUCCGAAAAGUUUUAAUCAGGUUACAAGUUCAAAUAUUAACCUAUGAGUAAUAUUGCUGAUUUCUGAAAAGGUCUGACAGUGUUAUUUAUCCAUAAUAUCCAUUGUGCAUUUACUUUUGAUAAAACUAUUUAGAUAUUUGAUAAUUUACAAUAAAUUUCUUAAGAGCGAAUUUAAAGAUAAAAUGGUAGUGAUAAAAGUUUUUACACUACACGUAAGAUUGGAUUCUGAUUCGUUUUCAAUUUGCUCAACCAAUUCAAGAAUUCUAAAUUCCUUUUUAAGAAUAUUAUACAUUAUAUAUAAUUAUUAUACAUAUUACGUAAAAUUUAGAAAAAAUAAUUCACUCUUGAAAGACCAUGCCAGUAACUGAACUUAAAUUGAUUUUGUUUCUCUGCAUUUUCCCCCAUUUUGUUUGUUUUACUUUGUUUACCUUUUUCAUUAGAGAUCUAGUAGAAAUUUUCAUUUUUUCUUCUUCUAUAAAUCUGCAAAAGUUUUAACUGCCUGUUUCUUAGAAUCCUCACAAAAUCUACUUGAUACACAUUUCUGCUUGUUUUUGCUCAUCAUGGUGUACGUGGAGAUUAAUUGAGGAUGAGAGGAGUGGAUCUCAGUGGGGUGUGAAUGAUUUGAAUGGAGAAUGUAUUGGCUCUUGUGAUGGUUCUUUGUAAAUGCAAAUAUAAAGGAAUUUCCUCUACA
Saccostrea cuccullata (small rock oyster) is the source of this 5315-nucleotide messenger RNA. RefSeq names its product serine/threonine-protein kinase B-raf-like. The coding region runs from base 34 to 2103 and encodes 689 amino acids. Gene Ontology annotation, biological process: Ras protein signal transduction; protein phosphorylation. The transcript has 16 exons. Gene Ontology annotation, molecular function: protein kinase activity; ATP binding. Gene Ontology annotation, cellular component: cytoplasm. Lineage: Eukaryota; Metazoa; Mollusca; Bivalvia; Ostreida; Ostreidae. The record is from RefSeq and is a predicted model, not a curated record.